AAUCGAAACGUUGUCAGCACUGAACGGUAGCAAGAGGAAAAAAAGAUUCAGAAAAAUCCAGAACACAGAAGUAAAAUUUUGUAUAGAAGUUUAGCUAAAUAAAAAUUGGCGUUUUGGCCACGCAUAAUAAAGAGUCCUUAAAAAAUACAAUAAAUUAUUUUUUUUAUUUAAAUAUACAUUAUUAACAAUAAACAGUAACAAACAUGACUCGUGGAAAUCAACGCGAUUUAGCCCGUCAAAAGAACGCCAAAAAACAAGCUGAAUUAAAUAAAGGCAAACGUAAUGACAAUUUAACCGUUGAACAACGUAAACAAAGAGAUGCCGACUUAAUGCGUGAGAAACAACGAAAGAAAGAGGAGGAAGCUGCUGCAAGAGCUGCAGGCAAAGUUAAAUAAAAUUAUAAACUUUGUUGACACAUUUUAGUGAGGCCAUUCAUUACAAAAACAAA
Lucilia cuprina (Australian sheep blowfly) is the source of this 448-nucleotide messenger RNA. RefSeq names its product putative SERF-like protein. Bases 204 to 395 code for a protein of 63 amino acids. Gene Ontology annotation, cellular component: cytosol. The transcript is spliced from 3 exons. NCBI's taxonomy places the organism in Eukaryota, Metazoa, Arthropoda, Insecta, Diptera, Calliphoridae. The record is from RefSeq and is a predicted model, not a curated record.